Messenger RNA from Geosmithia morbida, 627 nucleotides. Its product is annotated as N6-L-threonylcarbamoyladenine synthase. The coding region runs from base 1 to 627 and encodes 208 amino acids. The transcript is spliced from 2 exons. Gene Ontology annotation, cellular component: cytoplasm; EKC/KEOPS complex. NCBI's taxonomy places the organism in Eukaryota, Fungi, Ascomycota, Sordariomycetes, Hypocreales, Bionectriaceae. The record is from RefSeq and is a predicted model, not a curated record.
AUGGCACCCCGAAAGUCAUCAUGGAUCGCCCUCGGGUGCGAAGGCUCAGCGAACAAGCUGGGGAUAGGCGUGAUAGAGCACAGCUUGUCGGGCUCGACCAAGAUCCUGUCCAACCUGCGCGACACAUUCGUCUCCCCCCCCGGCACGGGCUUCCUCCCCAAGGACACGGCUGCACACCACCGUGCCGAGUUUCCCCGGCUGGCGCGUGAGGCCCUGGCGGCGGCAGGCGUCUCGGUCGGCGACGUGGACUGCAUCUGCUUCACGCAGGGGCCCGGCAUGGGCGGGCCGCUGACCUCGGUGGCGAUCGGGGCGCGCACCCUGGCCCUCCUGUGGGGGAAGCCGCUGGUGGGCGUGAACCACUGCGUCGGGCACAUCGAGAUGGGCCGCGCCAUCACGGGCGCGUCGGACCCCGUGGUGCUGUACGUGUCUGGCGGGAACUCGCAGGUGAUAGCAUACGCCGAGCAGCGGUACCGCAUCUUCGGCGAGACUCUCGACAUCGCCGUGGGCAACUGCCUCGACCGCUUCGCCCGCACCCUGCGUAUCAGCAACGACCCGGCCCCCGGAUACAAUAUCGAGCAGCUCGCCAAGCGCGGGUCCAGGCUUCUCGACCUGCCCUACACCCCCUAG